Marmota monax (woodchuck) is the source of this 1926-nucleotide messenger RNA. RefSeq names its product solute carrier family 25 member 47 (gene Slc25a47). Bases 423 to 1298 code for a protein of 291 amino acids. Gene Ontology annotation, biological process: transmembrane transport. The record is from RefSeq and is a predicted model, not a curated record. Lineage: Eukaryota; Metazoa; Chordata; Mammalia; Rodentia; Sciuridae. The transcript has 7 exons. Gene Ontology annotation, molecular function: transmembrane transporter activity. Gene Ontology annotation, cellular component: mitochondrion.
GGCCACCGCGGUGGUGGCACAGAUCAGGCAGUUGGGCCAGGGCCUUCCCCACCUCCCAGGUUGUCCAUGGAUUUUGUUGCUGGAGCCAUUGGAGGUGUCUGUGGUGUUGCUGUGGGCUACCCCCUGGACACAGUGAAGGUCCUGCUGACCUUGCCCUAGACCUGGAACCACCCCUUCCUGAAGCCCACAUCUCCCCCAGGUCAGGAUCCAGACAGAGCCAAAGUACACAGGCAUCUGGCACUGCAUCCGGGACAUAUAUCGCCAAGAGCGGGCAAGUGCCCCUUGAGGAAGUGAUGGACAGUGUGGGCUGGUUACUUCAGGGCUCAGGACCUUGUCCAGAGGAAGGCCUGGGGGCACUUACCAAAACGAACUUGGGGCUUGGUGCAACCAGGGUUAACUCAUGAAGAAACAGCAGUGACAGAAUGGCUUCUUAUGUCCUCACCAUCAACUGGCGACCCUGGGUCCAGCCCUGGCCUCUCUUUAAUCCCUCACCACAGCCUCUCAAAUUGAGCACUCGAGACCCUCAUUUUAAGGUGCGGGGCUUCUACCGGGGCCUCUCGCUGCCUGUGUGCACGGUGUCCCUGGUCUCCUCUGUGUCUUUUGGCACCUACCACCACUGCCUGGCGCACAUCUGCAAGUUCCGCUACGGCAGCGCGGAAGCCAAGCCUACCAAGGCGGACGUCACGCUCUCGGGAUGCGCCUCGGGCCUCGUCCGUGUGUUCCUGACAUCGCCCACUGAGGUGGCCAAGGUCCGCCUGCAGACGCAGACGCAGGAGCAGCAGCGGCGGCCCUCAGCCUCGGGGCCCUCAGCCUCUUCUCCUGUGUGCCCAGUGCCUGGACCCAAGUACCGAGGGCCACUGCACUGUCUGACCACGGUGGCCCGUGAGGAGGGGCUUCAGGGCCUCUACAAGGGCAGCUCGGCGCUGCUUCUCCGGGAAGGCCACUCCUUCGCCACCUACUUCCUCUCCUAUGCCGUCCUCUGUGAGUGGCUCACCCCUGCGGGCCACAGCCAGCCAGAUGUCCUGGGUGUGCUGGUGGCUGGAGGCUGUGCAGGAGUCCUGGCCUGGGCUGUGGCCACCCCCAUGGACGUGAUCAAGUCACGCCUGCAGGCAGAUGGGCAGGGCCACCGGCGAUACCGGGGUCUCCUGCACUGUGUGGUGACCAGUGUGCGGGAGGAGGGGCUGAGGGUGCUCUUCAGGGGCCUGGCCGUCAACUGCUGCCGGGCCUUCCCGGUCAACAUGGCGGUCUUUGUCACCUAUGAGGCCGUGCUGAGGCUCACCAGAGGCCUGCUCACAUAGCCGCCCAGCAGCUGCCAGACGCUGUGAUAGCUGGAGGAGGCAAAGGGAGUAGUAGGGGGUGGGACCCCAUGAGGCUGUCACCCAGGACAGCUGGGGGCCAAUCUGCAGUAAUUGGGCCAAGGCCUGAGCUUGGCUGCCUGCUGCCCAGCACAAGAUCGGGUCGAGGGGCUGGUGAGCCCGAGAAGAGCAGCCCCUUGGGCGAGGGCCUGGGUCACAUGGGUCAUCUGCCUUUUGGUCAGUGGUUCUCCUUCUCCUGUUGCCUCUGCCACCACUCAGCUCCUCAGAACAGCCCCGCAUGGCCACCCUCUGCCCUCUCCCACCAGCUCCCCUGGUCCCCACGGCUGUCCCCUCUGAGGCAGCUUCACUGGCACCCCUGCCACAGGCAGUGAGGCCCGGCUGUCUGAUCUCAAGCCUGGCUCCUUCCCUGCCCCAGGCUGCCCAGGCGGGCAUGGCCAGGACAAUGCACCCACCUGGGGUUUGACUGGCCGGGGCGUAAGGCUGCCAUCCUUGCCCAGCUGGGGAGCUGGGCGUGGGGUGUAGUCAUCACCUCUGCCAUGGACACUGUGCACCACGGGAGGACCCAAAGACUCACCCGGAGCUGCUGUCAAUAAAGCAUUCCUGAGCUGCC